Molecule: messenger RNA, 483 nt
Organism: Miscanthus lutarioriparius
Lineage: Eukaryota; Viridiplantae; Streptophyta; Magnoliopsida; Poales; Poaceae
Source: the annotation of a GenBank genome assembly
AUGGGCAGGCAUAGAGGGAAGAGCAAGAAACUGAACGACGAAUCCGACGAAGACGGCAGCGUCGGCGGCGAGGAGGUGUCCGUGUCCCCCACACCGCCCAAGACGAAGAGGAGGAGGGGAAGGCCGGCUCAGAAGCCUCUCACGGCGGACGACGGCACCGACGGCGUGGAAGCAGAGGAGGACAAGGACGCCGGCGAGGUCGAGGAGGAGGACGCAGACGACGUCCCCAAACCCGCUCUCGCUGUGCGGCGAGCAGGCAACGACGACGACGACGCCAAGGGCUCGACGGCUGAGACCGGAGCCGCCAAGAAGCGGCGGCGCCGGCGGGCCCGGGUGAAGCGCGGCUCCGACGACGACCUGGUGGGAGAGGACGGCGUCGGGGAUGGGCGCGUGAGGGCCAAGUCCAGUGGGUUCCGCCCCAAUGGAAGCCGCCGGAAGAGCACUCCCCGGCGAGCCGCCGAGGCUGGAGUGGACUGCAAGUGA